Messenger RNA from Lymnaea stagnalis (great pond snail), 9919 nucleotides. NCBI's taxonomy places the organism in Eukaryota, Metazoa, Mollusca, Gastropoda, Lymnaeidae. The record is from the annotation of a GenBank genome assembly.
GUCCGAACACGUCUGUAGGUAACAGGACAUUGCUUCGUAAUUUGCCUGGUAAUUCUUGUUGAUCAGAAAUGUCAGCCAUGAACAUUCUGGCUGUCAUGUCACUUUUUCUUGUGUUAGGUUUGUAGUUACUUCUUAUUCAUUUCAAUUAACAUUUUCUAAAUUAAAGUGACAACGUGUCGCCUCAAGGUUUUUUCCAAUGUGUUGUCUCAAUGUGUUGUCUUAAUGUGGUUUUUCAACGUGUUGUUCCAAUGUGAUGUUCAAAUGUGUUUUCGCACUGUGUUCUUUCAAUUUGUUAUUCCAAUGUGUUGCUUCACAGUGCUGUUGCAAUAUUUUGGUGUAAUAUUUUUUACGAUGUGUUGUGGCAAUGUUUUUGCCUACAAAUUUGAUAGGAUAAUUUUUUUAACUAUUCAUUGCUUAAAAUUACAAUGUUUUGUGACCCCCCAAAAAAUAUUGUAAUAAUCCUGUGAUAAUGUUUAUCAACAAAUGAGUCAUAGUCAUAUGGACUUCAUAGAAAAGUCUUUACAGUUAGUAGAAAUCAAUAGUUCAAUAGGUUUAUUUAAGAAUUAGCUGUUACAAAAUCAAUAUCUAAGACCACAUGUUCUCCUAGGCCAACAAUAGAAUCCUCCCUGAUUAACUAAUGAUGUGCGCUAAAAACUAUGUAAACAUGUUAACCAACGUUAAAUUUACGUGGAGCUUAUGUGAUAUUUGUGAUGAAAAGGUUUGUUGAUCAUUCUUCAAAUGCAAAAAAUGGAAAAUUGUAUCAUGGAUGCGUCUAGGCAGUUGGCGGUUUGAAUCCUAUUCGAGCCGUGAACACCAAUCAGCAUGUAGGGCACACUUGUUUUUGGUCCACGUGGGAUCUAUUCUCUUGGUGUACGCUUUGUUUGUGCGUGGAGCAUUAUUUACUCUUUGAAAAGUAUGCUCCAGCAAUGCUUCUUCUCGAGCAAUGCGCCUUCUCCAUCAAUGCGCCUUCUCCAUCAAUGCGCCUUCUCCAUCAAUGCGCCUUCUCCAUCAAUGCGCCUUCUCCAUCAAUGCGCCUUCUCCAUCAAUGCGCCCACUCCAGCAAUGUGCCUCUCCAGCAAUACGCCAACUCCAGCAAAGAGCCAAAUACAGCAGUGAACUUACAGUAAAUUUUAACGUAAAAAUAGUUGCAUCUUUCCUCACUUGCUGUACAUUAAAAAAAAAAACAACAAAAAAAAAGUUUGUUUUGACAACACGAUGUACUUUGAAAAUUUUAGAUUCGCAAAUCGUGGCAUCUUUAACCUGCUUUAACUGCGAUGGUCAUGGUCAUCCCUUCCCUGCAUGCCUUGCAGCACCCAUCACGUGCCACCCUGGAGAGGUAAGGGGUUAACGUGUUCGUAUAGAUGUGUUGAUAUAAUGAUGGGCGGAGCUAUACAAUGACAUAUGAGACAGUGACACAUGCUACAAUGACACAUGCUACAAUGACACAUACUACAAUAACACAUGCUACAAUGACACAUGCUACAAUGACACAUGCUACCAUGACACAUUCUACAAUGACACAUGCUACAAUGACACAUGCUAAAAUGGCAUAUACUACAAUGACACAUACUACAAUGAUCUAUACUACAAUGACACACGCUACAGUGACACAUACUACAAUGACACAUGCUACAAUGACACAUGCUACAAUGACACAUGCUGCAAUGACAUAUGCUACAAUGACACAUGCUACAAUGACAUAUGCUAAAAUAGUAUUCGCCUUUGGGAUUAUAGGGUGUGGGUGGGGUGGUAAAAAUGGUGAUUGGAGAUAUCGGGAUACUUGCAGAAACUAAGACUGUGUGAAGUCAGAGAGAGAGAGAGAGAGAGAGAGAGAGAGAGAGAGAGAGAGAGAGAGAGAGGGGAGAGAGAGAGAGAGAGAGAGAGAGAGAGAGAGAGGAGAGAGAGAGAGAGAGAGAGAGGGGAGAGAGAGAGAGAGAGAGAGAGAGAGAGAGAGGGGAGAGAGAGAGAGAGAGAGAGAGAGAGAGAGAGAGGGGGGAGAGAGAGAGAGAGAGAGAGAGAGAGAGAGAGGAGAGAGAGAGAGAGAGAGAGAGGGGAGAGAGAGAGAGAGAGAGAGAGAGAGAGAGAGGGGAGAUAGAGAGAGAGAGAGAGAAAGUAAGAAAGAAAGAUUAGGCGGGAAACGAUUAGAAAAUAGAAUAAAAUAGCAAGUGAGAGAGAGGGGAGAGAGAGAGAGAGAGAGAGAGAGAGAGAGAGAGGAGAGAGAGAGAGAGAGAGAGAGGGGAGAUAGAGAGAGAGAGAGAGAGAGAGAGAGAGGGGAGAUAGAGAGAGAGAGAGAGAAAGUAAGAAAGAAAGAUUAGGCGGGAAACGAUUAGAAAAUAGAAUAAAAUAGCAAGAACGUAUGGAUUGGCGAUUCAGCUUGUAGAGUGAGCGACAGAGAGAGGCCGAUACACAAACACACACACACACAGAGCGAGAGAGAGAUAGAAGAGAAAAUUAUAUGAUUAUUUUAAAAAACUUAAUUCAAAUUGUCCAAAGAAAAGUAGGAAUGAAAUAUGGAGAUUAUAUAAUUAAGACUAAGUUAGGUGCCUUUUGAAUGCUGAAAGAGAAGCCUACUUUAAUUACAAAUGGCAAGCCUACUUUGAUUACUCAUGGCAAACCUACUUUGAUUACCCAUGGCAAGCCUACUUUAAUUCCCCAUGGCAAGCCUACUUUAAUUACAAAUGGCAAGCCUACUUUGAUUACCCAUGGCAAACCUACUUUGAUUACCCAUGGUAAGCCUACUUUGAUUACCCAUGGCAAGCCUACUUUAAUUCCCCAUGUCAAGCCUACUUUAAUUACAAAUGGCAAGCCUACUUUAAUUACCCACGGCAAGCCUAUUUUGAUUACCCAUGGUAAGCCUACUUUGAUUACCCAUGGUAAGCCUACUUUAAUUCCCCAUGGCAAGCCUACUUUAAUUACAAAUGGCAAGCCUACUUUGAUUACCCAUGACAAGCCUACUUUGAUUACCCAUGGUAAGCCUGCUUUAAUUACUCAUUGCAAGACCCCUUUAACUACCCAUGGCAAGCCUAAUUUAAUUUCAAAUAGUAUAUAAUAAUUUCAAAACAACUUGCUUCCAAUUUCACGUAACCUGGACACAAGUCAUGCGAACCCCUCUAUAGUAGGACAGGUCAUCCUUUCUCGUUACAUUUGAUUUUACUGUAAGCCUUGAAUGGGCAAAAAAAAAAAAAAGGGUACGUUUCGAUUUUUGUUUCCAGGUUCUUGCUUCCAAUUUCACGUAACCUGGACACAAGGCAUGCGAACCCCUCUAUAGUAGGACAGGUCAUCCUUUCUCGUUACAUUUGAUUUUACUGUAAGCCUUGAAUGGGCAAAAAAAAAAAAAGUGUACGUUUCGAUUUGUGUUUCCAGGUGUGUUCAGUGGUCUACGGAAGUGGUCAGCCAGUGAUGAAAUGCAUGAAAGAACUGGUAAGUCCACCAAAACGCUGACAAGUUUCUUGACUCAUGAUUUCAUUAAAACGUUUAAAAACAGGCGUAAAUAAAAUAACAAUAGUCGCCAUGGAGGGAUAAUCAAGUUUUUUAAAUAUUUUUUUCAAUAGAAGACUUUUUAUGAUUUUUACUUGCCAUAUAAACACAAUAAAGAUUAGUAUAAACAAGUUGCUUCUAAAGCUAGAUCCCAUCAAACAUUUUUAGAUUUAAUUAUGUUAGUGUUAUUCCUUUUGUUUGUGUCACACUUAUUCAUUCUUUAAAAAAAAAAAAGCCUAGAAGACAUUAUCAUUAUUAUUUAAUAAGGAAUAUUAUUAGCGUGUGUAGAGUUACCGUUGGGGUAUAUCUGGCUGUUACUUCAAGUGUAAUCAUCAUUUGGCUUGAUUAUCGGUGUGUUGGAAAGCAUGUGAAAUUUUCCUAUAGGUAACACGAAGGUAAGGCCCGCCAUUUCUGUUUUUUUUUUUUUAAAACAGGAUUGUAGCAGGAUUGUCUCCAAUUCUCUUGGAGCAUGCGCAGGAGGCGGGGUUAAAAUCCAACAUGACAGAUGCGAGCUUUGCUGUCACACGAGUGACUGUGUCGAUGACGUAGUACUCCACAUACAACAGACAAUCGGUAUGUUUACGUAAAACGUCAUUUAGAUCAGAGAACUAUGUGAUUAAAAAACAACAACACAACACGAUAUUGGGCCAUCUCUUCACACACCAGCAAUCGCAUCACAUACGCUCAAAUGUAUCACAUAACAAAAAUUAUCUCAGGCGCCCAAUCCUAUCACACAAUCAAUUACACCCCAACGCUAUUCGAUGGCAUAAAGUGUAAACAAUCCAAACAAGGAUGUCGUAAAAUCCCUGAUCUAGAUGUCCUCAACUAACUAAUAAAACCUCUCUCCAUCUAUAACAGUGGUUCUCAACCUUUCUUGUGCCGCGACCCUCUAAUACAGUUUCUCGUGUCGUGGCGACCCCCGGCCACAUAAUUAUUUUUCUUGCUACUUCCUAGCUGUAAGGAUAUGUGUUUUCAGAUGGUCUUAGGCGACCCCCUGGGAAAGGGUCACGCGAAACCCAAGGGGGUCGCGACCCACAGGUUGAGAACCGUUGAUCUAUAAAAUAAAAAUCUCUUCUCUCCAGCUACAAAAAAAGCCUCCACAAACCAUGUUCGCUCUUUUUACUCACAAAAAAUAUAAACCACAUUUUAUUUUGGAAGCCUAAUAAUACUUUCAGUUUAACAAAUCAUUUCAUCGUUCAUACAUUUAAAUAACUAAAAUAUCUUCUUUCAUACAGCACUAGUGUUGAUUGUCAAUUAUUUCGUUGUCUGAAUGUCUUAUGAUCUUUGCAAUUUUUUCCAUGGCGUGUACUCCUUGGUCAUACCGCGGACUGGUUAGGUUCAAACAACACCAAAGGUUCAUGGUACAUAAUGCGUUCUAUUUUGACAGAGCUAAAAAAAAAAUCAACUUGGUUCACAUUGAAAAUGAGACAUGUAUUCAUGAGCAGAAAAAUAAUUUCCGCAGGCAAAAAGUUCCGCAAUCCAAUCCCAAAAUACUAUUCCGCUCUUUUGCUCGCUCUGUCUCACACACUGACUCUCUAGAUCCCUAAGCUCACUCUGACGCUCAACAGCGUCGUCUCCCAUUGUCUCAAGCACCAGUCACGCACCCGGUCCAUGACUUAAAAAGAGUUCACAACUCGUUCACAUAAAGCCAUUGUCACACCAUCACAACACACACUCUACCUCUGAUUCCAUUGACAUUAAUGAAAUGUUAAUAAAUUGUCGUACUAGACACGAACAAUUUGUGUCCAUAUAACAACACAUGUUUAGCUUUAAUAAUAAUUUUACAUAAUUCACAAGUGCACUCGUGUAUUAUGAAAAAAAUAUCAUGAACGCUAAACAUGUUGUUACAAGGACACACAUUGUUCGUGUCUAAUUAAUCUAUUUUAAAGCUUUAAGGGAGUUCAACACUCUAUAAUAAUUUGUCGCUUAUAUUCACUCACGCAUACACAUCGUAGAUCCGGGGUUGUAUUGUCCAGGGCCGUGUUCAAGGUUUGAUCUGUCCACGUGUACGACAUCUGGUACACAAUGUCUUGCAGGCCAGGUAGGUCUUAAAAUGUUAUCGAGUACACUUUUGAUGUCCAAAAACACUGAACACUUACCAAACUAAUUAGAGCGACGUUGAUGUGCUAAUGGUUAAAGCAUUUUACCCCACUAGUUAGAGCCACAUUGGGUUAAAAUACUUUAUCACACUUAUCAGAGCCACGUUGGUGUUCUAAUUGUUAAAGCCUUUUACCACACUAACUAGAGCCACAUUGAUUUCCUAGGGGUUAAAACACUUUACCACACUAAUUAGAGCCAUGGUGGUGCUCUAAUGGUUAAAUUACUUUACUACACUAAAUAGAGUGACGUUAGAGUUCUCGUGGCUGAAACACUUCAUUACACUAAUUAAUGUCACUGUGUUGCUUUAGUGGUUUAAGUAUUUUACUACAAUAAUAAGAUCCAGUUGGUGUUCCAGUGUUUAAAAAAUAAAUAUACUAUUCUGAAAAUUAUGCUAAAGUACCAUGACAUUUUAAGGAACGAUUGACAAACUCACUCACUGCUCAUGUUCCCAUGUCUACAGUUUUGUCGUGUCACUGUCAACGAUCAUUAUGUCAUCCAUGGACAGUGUUUGAACAUCCACGAGCACCAGGUGAGUAGACACCCUAGGCUCAAGACACCCUAGGCUCAAGACACCCUAGGCUCAAGACACCCUAGGCUCAAGACAGUCUACGGUCAAAGAAGCUAAUGAUAAACUAUACUUUAACGGAAGGAAUAAUUAUAAUUGAAUAACUCUUUAAUAAAGUUAUCAAGUUUUGUACAAGGAUAUAUCCAAAGUCAUAAAGUUAUUACGUUGAAUACAAGUAUUUAUCAAAGUUUCCCAAGUCAGCAUAGUCACACAAAAAAGUGGAUACGCCCAGAGGCAUCACUAGUUUUGGUGUCACACGAUACAGUAAAUUCCCUUCACAAUCACCCAACCCCCUCCCACUCAUUCGGUAUCCCCAACACCCCGAUAAUUAUUAACUAUAUCAUAUAGAAUACCUUAUAGUAUUGUUUGUAAACUAAGUAAUUAAGCAACGACAAGAAAUACUUCCGGAGCAAAGGCAGAACUUGAUAUACACUGUGUACAAAAUGCAUCAACAUUACUUACUAUGGCAACAUUAAUGUCUACAGUUAAACUUCACUUUUCUGGUCUUCAAAGAUAGAGACCUUUCAUUUACUUUAACAAGUUAACAUUGUUCAUCUUAUCACUUAACUGACGAAAACUAAAGACCAGAUAGAAUGACGCGUUUGCUGGUGGAUCACCAAUAACUCUUUAUACGUUUCAUUUUUGAAAAGAUUCUCAUCUAUGACAGCUUAAUUUUGUGGGAUGUUUGUAUUCUUGCAUAGCACAGCUGCAGCGAACCAAAUGAAUUCUACGGCCACUGCAGUAAAGACUCGAUGUAAAAAAGAAAUAGUUCAUUUUUCAAUAUCUUUAUAACUGUUGCGCAUAAAUAAUAAUCCCAAUACUACCCCCCCAACCCCCCCCCCCCCAAAAAAAAAGAAAAAAACAAACAUUUAAAUUUAUUCAUGAGACAGAUAUUGAAAUACAAAAUAGAUCAACAACAACAAAUACUUUGAGAACCACCUAAAUUUGUGUUUAUAUUGAUGUAUAUUUGUGAGUUGAAACUGUAUUGAUUUAUAUCUUAAGAAAUCUCUUGGGUCAGAAUCAUUGACUAGAAAAAAAACCACCAACUGAAUCCCAACAAUACAUCUUUUUAGAAAUGUUUCUAAUUUACAAAAUCAGAGAUCGAAAUAGAAACCAGAGGGCAAGAGUAAAAACAAAAUUUGUCUGUGUGACCACACAGAAUCCAUGAAAUGAUUCUAAUUGCCAAAGAAAUUUCUACUUCACAGAAAUGUAUUGAAGACCAGGCCAAGCAUCCUUGUUUGAAUGUAGACGGACACGGGGGAAAUUGUGUGUUGGACUGCUGUCAGACAGCUUCGUGUUUCGAACAGCACUUCGGGACUAACACGAACAACGCUGUUGGUGAGUGUUGUCUCAGACAGGGGUGCGUAACCCCCCUACCCCCGAGUGGCUGAAAGAAAACCCUUUUCUUUCCCCACCUUUCCCCCCCCCCUUAGAUAUUUGAAUUGGUAAAUUAUGUAAGUUGAACAUACUAGACUUACUAUUGGCUGUUUAAUUUGGGUGUUCACCAUGAACAAUAGUACUAAUGAUUAAUGAUAUUCAUAGCAAAGAAGUUAUAAUUUCGCCGACAUCUCGGUAAAUCUUUACAUUCAGGAAUUCCGUUUAUACAUCUAAUAAUUUUUUUAAAGAAAUAAAUUUAAGUAGGCUUAUUAUUUUAUUUAUGUAUUAUAUCUUAAAAGUCAAGCUGUAUUGGGGCCAACGGAAGGAUGUGCGAUCAAAAACAUUUGUUAUUCAAAACCAACUGAUUUCAGUUCAAAUUCCAGCCUAGGCCAGACAAAUCACAUAGACAAGAAUUACACAACCCCCUCUAAUAAUAUAUUACAUAUAUGUAUAUUUUCUUUUCCUGUACUUUUUUUUUACGCCAAGAAAUUUAAAAAAAGCAACUGGUGUAUUUUACACAAACCCCUGCCCCACGUGUACACGCCCCUGGUGUUUGACACCCGAUGAAAGCAGAAUAUUUACAUUAAAAGCUAAGUUAAAAAACUGGAGUCAUUGAUUUCAUUAAUGGCAUUGAAAGUGACGGAGUUAUCACAAGAGGAUAUUUCAGGACAAGUUGUCAAUCUGUCUUGGGAGCCAAUGCAUUUUGUUUCAUACCAUUUUAAUUUAUUGUCUCUAUUGUUAGGACACAAUAAGACUCAUUACAUGUAUAUUUAUUUCAACAACAUAUAUUAAGUUUUUUUGUUUUUUUUUUUGGAAACAAGGUGGCAGUGUUUUGCUAAAGAUUGGAUCAAAAUGUAACCGUGAAGUGAAGCAUUAUUGUAAGAAAUGUUAGUAGGAAAGAUUGGAGCUUGGUACUAACAGGCUAUACAAACCAAAAGUUGUAAAUUAAAAUCAAAAGAAUCACACAUUUAGAUUUGAAACAAUAUAUACGGAAUACAUACUAUUGUUUGCAAAUCAUAUGUGUAUACAUUGUUAUGUAGUACACUUACACUUACCCGGGGAACACAACUACUGGGCGCGUCCUGCGUGGGCAGACAAGGGAUGUGCUCGGCACCUGACGUACAUAAAACAGCUCCUACAGGGCUGUCAGUUGUGAUAUUUUCCAACUGGAACAAUAGGCAGAGACAGGGUAGGGAUCAUGAUUACAAGAUAGCGUUAAUGGGAAUGAGGUGAGAGGCGAAGGUGGUACCCUCUGGCCGAUGAUUCUUACUACGCAGCCCUGAGAAGCUGCUCUAAGGCAACCGUUUCGUCCCAGCUGCAUCGCGAAUUAGUUGAGUUGUGGAAAUCCGCUGUAGAAUCCCUCUUAUAGGGCGUCUAACGCUUUCCCAGGAUAGGUGGGGGAAGAUAUUGGGACGUACAUUUUUCCAUCCCAACUCCUGAGAAAGUCGAUCGUAUGCACUGUGUGCAAACACAGCGUCGGACCGACCGGGUGUCUUUGGGUUGGUACGGCCCCCGGCGAAGACCCUGGUCGAGCAGACUCGGGUGGAAGCCUGACAAAGGGACAUCCCCGACGUGCCGCUCCGCGGCCCGAUACCGGGUUGGGAGGGGUGUUUCGAGGAGGGCAUAAAGAGCGCAAGCUCGACGGUCCACUGACGCAAUUUCUUGCUGUAACAUUUCAGUACACUUUUUCCCAGUGCGUGAACUUUCUUUGACCCUGCAUUAGACUCCUAGCAGACGGUAACGGUUGUUGUGGGCGUGGUUUAAUCUCUUUGAUGCAUCUUGUUUACUACCGACUUCCAAUUAAACAUGGUUAGUAGGUCUACUAGUAUCUUGUCGAAGGUUCUCGAUUGUUUUAUAAAAGUAAGGGCGUUUGUAGACGCGACUGUAGACCCACAUAUAUAAGGGAUUGACAGGCACAGAGAGAGAGACGGAGAUGGAUAGAUAUCUUUAACUUCACGAGAUGUGUAUUAUUCUUUGUGUAGUUAUAUGUGUUUAUUCGCAUUGAUCAUUCAUCAUUAUUCAUUGGCACAUUGUACUAACUGUGUUUAACUGUGUACCGGUACACGAUCUACCAUACUGUAAGUUGAUGAUUUGUAAUGAUAUUUCUUUUGUUUUUUAAUUGUAUUAUUACUAAAUUAAAUCUUAUUAAUUGUUAUUGGUAUUUUUUGGGGUGUCGUAAUUUUGUUAUUGUAUUUAUCUAUUAUAUCGUCCUUUGCUGUGCACUGUUUGAGCGAGCCAUAACUUAAAACAAGAGAUUAAUUUCUCACAAAAUAUAGCUUCAUAGGAUUAUCCAGUUAAAAUUUUUACGUGAUUUUCAUAAAACAUUAACAUAUUUCUAAACAUUUGUGAGGUAGCCACAGGCCCAUCCUGCCCUGGCACGUGCUUCACAGAAGAUGGCGC